Molecule: messenger RNA, 4288 nt
Organism: Periophthalmus magnuspinnatus
Lineage: Eukaryota; Metazoa; Chordata; Actinopteri; Gobiiformes; Gobiidae
Gene: rrp12
Product: ribosomal RNA processing 12 homolog
Exons: 34
Coding region: 110-3967 (1285 amino acids)
Source: RefSeq, a predicted model, not a curated record
UGAAUCACGCACGAGCCACGUGAGAAGGCUGUGACGUCAUUCUCUGAGCGACAGAGUCAUCUGGUUUUUAGCAGACCGUAGAGCAAAUGUGAUAUUUUCAACAUCGAAAAUGGUGAAAUCGGGGAAACUUCGGUCUGGGACAGGUUCAAAACUCAAACGAUGGAAGAAAGGACACAGCAGUGACUCGAACCCGCAGGCGAGCAGGUUUAGACAAGCAGCAAAAAGUCGCUUCUUCAGCCGCCCCAGUGGGAAGAGUGAUCUGACUGUUGAUGCUCUGAAGCUGCACAAUGAGCUGCAGACAGGUCCGCUGGAGGUCAAGGAGCGUAAAGAUGCCUGCAGUAUGGAGGAGGAGCCCGAGGAGGCGCUGUCAGACCGGACCUCUGGCACCUUCCUCAGUGGUUUGUCUGACUGCUCAAACCUCACCUUCAGGAAAGUACAGCGCUACUGGGAAUCCAACUCUGCUGCCCACAAAGAGAUUUGUGCGGUAUUGGCUGCUGUUACAGAGGUGAUUCGUUCUCAGGGCGGUAAAGAGACAGAAACAGAGUAUUUUGCUGCUUUGAUGACUACUUUAGAAGUUGUUGAUACAGGAGAGUCACAAGCGGCGGUUGCGUAUCUCCUUAACCUUGUCAUGAAAAGAGUUCCUACUCCUGUUCUUAUUUCCAAGUUCUCAGACACUAGCAAAGCUCUGAUGGAUGUCAUGUCUAAACAGGCCACAAGUGACUCUGUGUCAGCACUUCGAUGGAUUCUGUCAUGCCUAGCCACCCUGUUGAGGAAGCAGGAGGCUUCUGUAUGGACGUACCCAUCCACUCUCCAGAUUUACCAUGGGCUACUUAGUUUUACUGUACACAGCAAGCCAAAGGUGCGUAAGGCAGCACAGCAGGGUGUUUGCUCAAUCCUCAGAGGUAGUGAUUUUCUGUUUAAAGAUGAUGCACCUACUCAUCAUCCUGUUGCCAUGACUACAGCAAAAUUCUGCAUCAAAGAAAUGGAGAAAGCUGGAGGAAGCAAAGAAGACACCACUACACUUCAUGUACUAGGGCUUUUGAAAGAAUUGAUGGGAACAUUUCCUCUUGGGGCAGUCAAAUCCUGUUGUGAGACCCUGCUGCGAGUGAUGACACUGAGCCAUGUGUUGGUAACUGCGAGUGCCAUGCAAGCCUUUCAUAAACUAUUUAGCAGCAAACCAAAACCUUCUACCAUGUCCCCAGAACUGAAUGCACAGAUUAUCACAGCUCUUUAUGAUUACUUGCCCAGUGAGAAUGAUCUGCAGCCACUGCUGGCCUGGUUAACAGUUAUGGAAAAAGCCCAUGUUCACCUAGCAAGUUUGCAGAGUUCAUUAAGUUUAGGACAUCUCCCUCGACUCUUUUCUGCUGCCAUUUCUUGCCUGUUGUCCCCUCAUACACAAGUGGUUUCUGCAGCCACUAACACACUCAAGACCCUGCUGACUGAGUGUGUUGCUCCUCACAUGGAAGAAAUGAGCUUGAUCACAACUACAGCUUCAGCAGGAAACUCCUCAUACAUCUGCAAAAUGUUCAAAAUAGCAGAAGAGGGUCUCUCGUACCGCUUCCAUGCCUCCUGGCCCUUUGUUCUCCAGGUACUGGGCUGUUUCUACAAAGUUGCUGGAAAAAAGGCCCACCCCAUCAUGACCAAGUCACUUCAGUCACUGGCAGAUUUGCGCUCCACUCCUCACUUUUCUUUCACUGGAGAGUUGGAUUUGGCUGUGGGAGCUGCUGUUGAAGCAAUGGGCCCUCAAGUUGUGCUGGGAACUGUACCACUGAACAUCACUGGCCAUGAUGAUGAUUUGGAGUUUCCACGUAGCUGGUUGAUUCCUGUUAUUCGUGAUCAUGUGAGGAACACCCAACUAGGAUUCUUUAAUUCAUAUUUUCUUCCUCUGGCAUCAACACUCAAAAAGAGAGCUGAGGAGUUGGAACAAGCGGGACAGAAACUUGAGGCUAAAGUUUACCAAACACUGCAGCUUCAGAUUUGGACCAUGCUUCCUGGUUUCUGCACUGGUUGUGUUGACCUUUUAGCAUCAUUUAAAGGCAUUGCCCGCACACUUGGCACAGCUAUUAAUGAGCAACCAGACCUGAGACUGACUGUGUGCCAGGCCUUACGCACAAUUAUCAACAAGAGCUGCACAACAGAUGAGGAAAAAGCAGAAGUGGGAAAGUUCGCCAAAAACUUUCUUCCAAUUCUUUUUAAUGUGUACAGUCAGCAGCCGCCUGCGGGGGAGUCUGGCACCUAUAGAAUGGCUGUGCUCGAUACAAUCAAAGUGUAUUUAACUGUAACAGAAAAACAGAUGAUUUGUACAUUCUUGGCCAAAGCCACAGAGAGAUUAAGUAGCGCAGACAACACAGAGUUCACUCGCCUUGCGAUGAUGGACCUAGUUGUUGCCAUGAUACCCUUAGUAGAUGAGGUCACAAUGACAAAAACAUUUGAAUUUAUGAAGCCAUUUUUAGAGGUCAAGGAGCCAGGGAUGCAGAAGAAGGCUUAUCGUGUACUAGAGGAGCUGUGUGGAGGAGAGAGUGAAGAGUGUAAAUCAUUUGUAAUUAAAAGUCUAGAAACACUUAAAGUCAGCUUGCUUGAGACUUUGAAAAACGCAUCUUCACCAGCGAAACGGCCAAGACUGAAGUGCCUACUUCACAUUGUAAAAAGACUUGGAGAAGAGCACAAAGACUUUAUCGCUGCUCUGUUGCCGGAGGUUAUUAUCUGUACAAAAGAGGUGUCUGUUGGAGCCCGUAAAAAUGCCUAUAACCUUCUGGUGGAGAUAGGAAAUGCAUUUAUGCGUUUCUGUAGUGACCCAAAAGAUGCCAUGGACCAGUACUUGGUGUUGGUCUAUGCCGGACUCACUGGCUCAGUCACUAUGAUCACUUGUACAGUUUUAGCAUUGACGCGACUGGUGUUCGAGUACAAAGACUCCAUAGAGGUUUGUACUAUGGAGCAGCUUCUACACAACAUCUGUCUGCUGCUGACUUCCCGAACGAGAGAGAUUGUUAAAGCCGCACUUGGGUUCAUAAAAGUCAUUCUCUUCGUCAUGGAUCCCAAAACUCUGGCCUCCCACGUUACUGUCAUGAUGGAGGGCAUUGGGAACAUUAAAGAUGAUGUAAGGAGGCACUUUAGGACCAAACUAAAGAACAUUUUUACCAGAUUCAUUAGAAAGUUUGGAUUUGAUUUAGUAAAGAGCAUGCUGCCUGCAGAGCACCACAAAGUUCUCGCUAAUAUCCGAAAAGCCGAGGCUCGCAAUAAACGGAAAAAGCAGGCAGCAGAAGAACUGGACGAGUCUGACGAGGAAGAAGAAACGCCUAAAAACAAGGGUGAAAGUAUUGAGGACAUCCUGGCAGAAUCUGACAGUGACAUGUCGGAGGAUGAAGCGAAACCUAAAAAAGCACAGAAAAAAGCAGGCAAACCCAAAGCUAAAGCCUGGCUCAAAGAAGGAGAGGAAGAUGAUCCACUUAACUUCCUGGAUCCGAAGGUUUCCCAGAGAGUCCUAGCCACGAAUCCGGAGCUGAAGAAGAGCACAAAGAAAGAACAUGGCUUCAAGGUGACAUCAGAUGGACGUCUCAUCAUCAGAGAAGAAGAGGAGGACAAUGUUAAAGAAAAAGAUGGAGAAAUGGAUGAUAUUCUUGAAGAGGCAGGCGUUAAAAGUAAAAAGGCACAGAAAAGACGGUUUAAAGAUGACGACUUUGAUGAGGAAAUGGACAUUGAGCCAGAGUUAAAAUAUAAAGCUGGAGGUUCUGGUAUCCACAGACCAUUAUCUAAAGACACUGGUUUGGAGUACAAGUCAAAGAAAGGUAAAGGAGACAUAAAACAGAAAGGAAAGCUUGAUCCCUAUGCGUAUAUCCCACUGAAAAAGGCCCAGCUCAAUCGCAGAAAGCGUGCGAAGCUUCAAGGCCAAUUUAAGGGUAUGGUGCGAGGAGCCCAGAAGGGGGCACUAUCAGGAAAGAAAAUGCAGAAGAAAAAGCGGAAAGCCUGAGGAGUUUAUUGUGGACUUCCAGAAUGUGGGUUUGCCAUAUUCUGAAAAGACUUAUUUUAAUGUAUUUAGUGUAAAAGCAAAUACCUGAAGAUGAGCUUGGGAUAUUCAGUGACAGAAGAAACUGCCCUUUUCAAAAAAAAAGAAAAAGAAAAGAAAAACAUGUCCACCAAAUGUCCCCUUUUGACAUUUCUUAUCCAAGAAAUUUGUCAAUGUAAUUUAGUGAAAAUAACUGAAGGUAAUAUUCUACCUGAGAUUAUUCUGGUUCUAGCCAGAAAUGUGUAUUGAUUUACAUGAACAAAUUAAAUUUUGCCCUAUUAUCUC